AAUAUUAUAUUACGUAUUUUGAAAAAAAUUAGCAAAAACUGUUGGUUAUCAAAUUGAACGCAGUCGGACGACCGUAAAACCAUAACAAUACCGUGAACCUGCGAUAUAAUAUGAGAAACAUCAACAACAUAGGCCAGCGGCGUUAGCUGAAAUCUUCGGCGGCCAGGGCAUAGCGUGUUCUAUCCCGAUGAAUGGGAGCGUGACAGCUCGCGGUCUACUGAUGCAGUGGCCAUCGUAAUUACGACGACGACGACGACUAAAUAGGUAAGUACGCUCUUUUUUUUAUGUUUUCUUUUUCAUUCACGUCGAACACGACUGGCGCGCAGGUGUAGUAUACAGCAAUAUAGUUUACAGAUCGCGUAUAAUAUUGUAUCGCCGUGCGCAGUGUUUCGUAUUCUAAACGAUAUUUAGGCAGACGAAAAUAAUAUAACAAUUUUGUAGUUAUUCGGAAGCGUAGGACGAUAGUGCGACCGAUUAUCGAAGGGUGGUCUCCUUCGCGGCGGUCCGGACCAUGGAAAUCCGCGCAUCGUACGUCGCCGUAGUGUUCACCUGUUGCUGUGGCUGGCUGUCCAGCAUACGAGGCCACGCGAUUGACUUUAAAACCAUGCCCAUGACCCUUCUGAACGCAACCAAUUUCAUUAUGCGACACCAGAGGUAUAUGCUACAAGACGAAGUACGGGAACCGAAUAACGAAGUGAACAUGAAUAUUGAUGCAAACGUAGACGGCUUUGUUAACAGCCCUUUAGUUUUAACUACUGAGGUGUGCAACCCGAGAAAAUGUCAAGCCGGUAAAAUGGAAGGAGUUUGUAUUAGCGGCGAAUCCUGUUUCAAACACGGUGGUCAGACCGGAAACCCUUGUAACGGAUCGAGUAAUCUGAUUUGUUGCACAUUCAUACUUACAUGUGGUGAUGUAUCCAGCCAAAAAGUCACGUACCUGCAGUCCCCCGACGAUUUAAAAAUUGAUACGGGCAGUUUAGCAUGUGAUUACGACGUAAUGGUUCAAAAGGAUACGUGCGCCAUCCGUGUGGAUUAUGAAAAAUUGAAUCUUGCCAGUAAGAUAGGAGGAGUGUGUGACAUCGAUCAAGUUUACAUUUUGAAUUCCAACGAUGGACCGACGACGGGUCAGUGUGGAGCAUUGACUGGUUACAGCACCGUCGUAGCUGUGAAACCGAACCAAGAAAAACCCUUGAAAAUAGCAAUGGUUGUUCAAAGUGAACCGACCGAAUAUUGGUUGAUUAAAGUCUCGCAAAUAGGUUGUGCCGAAAUAAAAUCGCUCAAAGAAUCGCCCGAUUGCGGUCUAAGGUCCGUCCGGCAAAUGAACGACGACAACUCCAACGAUCAAUCACCGCACCUGAUGCCGUCGUUAGAGUCCGGACGUUGCGGCGGCAGCAGCGGUAACAGUGACAAGGGUAGCAGUGGCGGCAGUGGCGGCGACGGCAUGGGUCAACGGCGUCUACGUCGGUCUGCAGUUCGCGACGGCGUGCACGACACCUUACAACCGUGGCUAAUGAGCCGGUCCGAACGUCGCUUCGGGUCGACCAGAGAACGACUGCACACCGUAAGGCGCGAAGAAUCCAGGGACGGCGACAACCGUAGGAUUAUCGGCAGCGACGAGGCGGACGUCGGCGAGCACACCUGGCAAGUGGCCAUCGCCUUGGACGGGGUGUUCUUCUGCGGCGGAGCACUGAUCGCCGAUCGAUACGUCAUCACCGCCGCCCACUGUGUCAUGACACGCGACACGCCGAUGGACAACUUGAUGGUGCACCUGGGCGAUUACGACCUGACUGCGGAAAACGAAACUGAACACCAAGCUCGGAAAGUGUCUCGUGUGAUGUUUCACUCCCAUUUCCAUCCUUUCCUGUUGGCCAACGACAUUGCACUACUGCAACUAGAACGGCCAGCCGUCGCAAGCGAUACCGUUCGGCCCGUGUGCUUGCCGUCCACCGACGGCGAGUCGUAUGUGGGCCAAAAAGGCACGGUCGUGGGAUGGGGGAUCACUGCUUUCCCGGCGGGCGACCCUAGCCCCACGUUGCAGAAACUCUCCGUGGAAGUCCUGUCAAACUUCCAGUGUUCCCGCGUCAUCGACGACCAUGUAGGUCUGGGCAUGCUGUGCGCCGCUGCGCCAUCGUUGCAGGGGACGUGUUUCGGUGACAGCGGUGGUCCCCUGACCGUGGAACGGGACACCGGAAGAAACGUUUUGAUCGGCCUGGUGAGUUAUGGCGUGACGGGCUGCGCGAUCAAACCCGCCUUUCCCGACCUGUACACCAGAAUAUCCGAAUACACCAAAUGGAUUGACGUCAGCACCUCGUAGUGUAACAAUAAUUAUAAUUAUACUAUAAUGAUAAUUAUAAAUUAAUAACGAUAACAAAGAUAAUUGUAAUGUAUAUUACGGUCGUCGAGCACACAGUUUUAUACACAUUAUAAUAUUAUUUAUAACGAUAAAACUGCACCUGUUCGAUAGACGAAGACAUUAUAUAUUAUUAUAACAUUAUUAUUAUGGUAUGGACGUCGACACAGAUUAAGAACACACUAUAUUAUAGUCAAUUAACUUGUAUAUUUUUUUUUUUUAUAUAAGGAUCAUUAUUACGAUUUACGAGAACUUAUCAUAUAAUUAUUUAUAAUAUAUGAACUAUAUACCAGUCAUCGCGGCUAACGCGCCGUCCUUUUCCCUAUAUUUAUAUUGUAUAAUUUAUUAUUUCUGCCCAGACAUACUAUGUACAUGUGCCACCGCAAUCUCGACGGAAUAAAUAAUAUGUUUAUUAGCAUAAAUA
This is a messenger RNA of Aphis gossypii (cotton aphid), 2771 nucleotides long. RefSeq names its product suppressor of tumorigenicity 14 protein homolog. The record is from RefSeq and is a predicted model, not a curated record. NCBI's taxonomy places the organism in Eukaryota, Metazoa, Arthropoda, Insecta, Hemiptera, Aphididae. Gene Ontology annotation, molecular function: serine-type endopeptidase activity. The coding region runs from base 512 to 2311 and encodes 599 amino acids. Gene Ontology annotation, biological process: proteolysis. The transcript is spliced from 10 exons.